AUGAUCAGGAUGUCAUUGGAAAAAGAGACUGUUCUACCGCGUGAUGGGCGGGGCGACGCUGCUGUCCCAGAAGGCCCUGCGUCAGGAGGAGAGGGGGGAGUGGACAGGGUGGGUGGGGUAAUGAUGGCCCCUCACCCUCCCUGUCUGGGACCAACCGGAUUCACCGGCAGCAUGGUUCUAACGGAACAGCCACACCCCCACGGCCCCAAACCAAGAAGUACACACCCCCUAAAGACCAAAAACGGCCUUCAGCCCCCCCCCAACAACCCCCAGGUCUUGCCUCCAGGACAGCAGCGAAUGGGGAAGAGGCGCUACUCCCUGGGCGGCAGCUUCAAGCACCCGGGCUUCGGGAAGCGUCGUCGUCGUGCCAACAGUGACAGUCAAUCAGACCCCGUCCUUCCCUCCAACUUCCUGUUGGGCGGGAACAUCUUCGACCCGCUGAACCUCAACUCUCUAUUGGACGAGGAGGUGAGCCGCGCGCUGAACGCCGAGACGCCCAAGUCCUCGCCCCUACCGGCCCGGGCCAGAGACCCUGUAGAGAUCCUGGUACCGCGUGACAUCACAGACCCCCUGAACCUGAAGAGUGGGGGAGGAGAGGGGGAGGAGGGGGGAGGGGUGCUGGUCUCCCCCAUCAAAAACAGGAAGAGACACCGCAACCGUCACCACGGGGGAGGAGGAGGGGGGGCGCAGCCCGAACCCCCCACACAUGCUGAGGGGUCAAAGGUAGAAGCUGGGGGUGAUUCAGGGACAGGAGGUGAGGUGUUGGCUCUAGCGUCUGUGCCUCUGUUCCCUGUUAGUGAUGCGUUAGCUGCAGUACCGGAGGCUUCCAGAGAGGGCAGUGUAGUGCCACAGUCUCCUCUGCCCUACGAACUCAACACCUCCAUCAACUGUCGGGACGAGGUAGUCCCGCCCAUUCUGCCCCGGAGACACACACACCCGCCGCUUGGAUCUGCCUCUAAACCCCGUCCCCAUGGCGACGGCGGCCAUCGGCAGCGUAAACGGAGGCGUACCACCUCGAUGAGGUCGGACCAUUCGUCGGUCACUCCAACCCCCGCCCUCGCCACUGCCCCACCCAACACCUUCCACACCCCGCUGGUGCCAGGGUCAGGCCUCAGAGGUCAGAGGUCAGGGUCAGCGGUGGGAGGUCAGCAGCAGCCCCAGAGCUCCUUCCGCCACAAUCCCCAGAAGAAGAAAAACCGGUUCCAGCACGGCAACUACAGCCGUUACUAUGGCUACCACGGUUACUACGGUUACCGUGACGGGCAGGUGGGGCGGUUCCAGGACCCUCGUCUGGGCCUGCUUCGACCCGAUUGGUUCAGAGGGAAGACAGUGCUGGACAUUGGCUGCAGCACCGGUCACCUGACCCUGGCCAUCGCACGUCACUUUAGCCCAGCCCACAUCCUGGGUAUUGACGUGGACGGGCGGCUGGUGCACGCCGCUAGGCAGAACAUUCGCCACUUCCUGUCCGAACAACUCACACAGGACACCAGGGGUAGGGAGGAGGGAAGGGGGGAGAGGGAGAGGGGGAGAGGGCGAGAGCGAGAGAGUAAACAGAAAACAGAGACAGCUGAGCAGAGUGGAGGAAGAACACAGAGCGGAACUAAGAUGGCGUCUGGUGAGGAGGAGGAGGAGGAGGAGGAGGGCAAGAGGGAGGAGGAGGAGGAGGACAAGAAGGAGGAGGAGGAAGAGGAGGAGGAGGGCAAGAAGGAGAAGGAGGAGGAGGAGGGCAAGAAGGAGGAGUGUAGCGCUCUAGAGGAGCUGAAGAGAACCCUGUCGUUGCUGUCGCCCUCUAGUGGCCCCCGGGGUGCAGGUCGCCCCCUCCCUCCGUUCCCCAUCUCCUUCAGGGUGUGUCGGGGUCCCAUCGCUGCUCCCCCCCUCCUCCCCCCCUACCCCCUGGCCCAAGGAACACCUGGAACCUUCCCCAACAACGUCUCCUUCAUGACGGUAAGAGAGAGAGAGAGCGAGUGA
Molecule: messenger RNA, 1968 nt
Organism: Coregonus sp. 'balchen'
Lineage: Eukaryota; Metazoa; Chordata; Actinopteri; Salmoniformes; Salmonidae
Source: the annotation of a GenBank genome assembly